UUUCAUAAAACACAUUUAUAAUCGAAAACGAAUAAAAAUGCAGUUUUAAUCGUUGAUGUACGUUGACGAAAGAAGACAUUUUAUGUUUACAAAUAAAAUGUUUUCAAGUGCAAAAAUAGUGACUAUACUAUAUCCACUCAUUAUUGUUAGUGCAAGUGCUCAACGCUGUAUAUGCAAACAAGUAUGCAUAAACAAGGAACUAUCGAAAAAGUGCAUACAUCACACCGAUUUGAUUAUAAACAACGUCCAAUUAAGUGCUGCAAAUUUCGAGGAUAUCGAAAAUGAUACGAUUAUCAAUCUCAUCGAACUGAGAUUAAGGAAUAUCAAAACCAUCGAAGCCAACACUUUUAAAUAUUUGAAAGUGAAGAACGUGAUCUUGGAAUAUAAUUACAUUUCUGAAAUCGCUUCAGAUUCGUUCGCAGGAAUAUCAAAAUUAACGAAUUUACAUUUGGAUCAUAACGUGAUUGAAACGCUGCAACCGAAUUCGAUUCCCGCAACUGAAAAUCUGUAUUUAGAUUACAAUUCGAUCGAGGUGUUGGAUGGAUCGAUGUUCGUUUCGAUCUCAACAAUAUCUAUAUUUUCAAUAACGAAUAAUAAGAUUGCUGUUAUUUCUUCUAACACGUUCAAGAAUUCUAGAAUGACGCAUUUAUAUUUGAGUUUCAAUCGGUUUGUGAAUAUCAAAGAGGAGUUUUUUUAUGGGAUGAAAGGGAUAUUAGAAGAAAUCGAACUGGAUGGUAAUUAUAUUGAAAUGAUUGAACGGAAUUCCAUCCCAGGAGCGAAAAAAGUUAAUUUGUACAAUAACUCGUUGGCAUCUUUAAGUACGCGUUAUUUUAAGGAUAUUUCUUCAUUAAUGUACGUGGAUGCACGCUACAAUUGUUUGGAUGAAAUGGUCCAGAAAGAAUUUAAUAGUGAAACGAUUGUAGAGUCUAAACUAAAGCGCGAUAGUUGCACUUUGCACGUUGCUAAUUUCAAUAUAGAUUCCCAAACGAUGCAUAUAAUUUAUUUAAUUCUUGCAAUUAUUAUAAUUUUACUUUUGAUCAACAUAUUUAUCUUGUGUUUAAUAAGACUCUGUGCCAGAAGGUCUCAAAAUCAGGUAACCAACGUUCGACAGUUUUCCGUCAUUUUAAUGGACAGAAAAAACAUUAGAAACGGACGUAAUGCAAAAUUCGAAGAGGACAAUUAUGGAUACGUGACGCCUGUAAAUGUACAAGAGAUUGAAACAACCUACGACAAAAUUGGAUGAUGAUGUUGAUAUCUUACAUAAUCCCGACAAUCAAAAUCCCGACUGUAUCGAAAU
This is a messenger RNA of Nicrophorus vespilloides, 1297 nucleotides long. Its product is annotated as leucine-rich repeats and immunoglobulin-like domains protein 1. The coding region runs from base 56 to 1243 and encodes 395 amino acids. Lineage: Eukaryota; Metazoa; Arthropoda; Insecta; Coleoptera; Silphidae. The record is from RefSeq and is a predicted model, not a curated record. The transcript is spliced from 3 exons. Gene Ontology annotation, molecular function: protein binding.